AUGCACACAGACAGUGCAAGAACAAACACCCACACCACCCAUAAACCCCGCUGGCAUGCCGGUGACAGAGGGUAUGCUGAGAGGCCUCUUGGACAUCUCCGAUGCAACAUGUGGACUGAUUCAAUGAGGAUUUCGGAGCGGUGUCCGUGCUUCUCCAUGAUGCAGAGCUGAACACAGCAUCCCAUGAAGCCUGACUUUGUACACUAUACAGGCACUACAGCGCAAUCACGCCCUCGCACAAGAAUGCAUGGCAGCAAUGGAGGACAGAAGGAAGUGGUCUAACAGAUGACAUAACCGCUGCUGAAAUUCCUCACUCCUUUAGGAAACUACUACAGAAUCUCGUCCUAGCCAAACAGGCUAAAACCAUGCUGCUUGACAGCUACUACAGGAUACCAGCCUCUCCAAGGGCCAGUGCAGGGUCCAAAAGGGAUUUCAUUAUCUGCUUCCAGAGCGGGCAAGAUCGCCUCACCUUCAUGGCUGCAACUCACAACCCUAUCAGUUUGAAGACCACAACUUAUUCUAUCCAGACUAGUCAAAGGCAACUCUGGUCUGGAGAAGAACUAUGCGCCCACUGA
This is a messenger RNA of Pelobates cultripes (western spadefoot toad), 575 nucleotides long. NCBI's taxonomy places the organism in Eukaryota, Metazoa, Chordata, Amphibia, Anura, Pelobatidae. The record is from the annotation of a GenBank genome assembly.